GACGAAACUAUGCGGUUACCGGUGUCGUUGGUACUGUUGGUACUUGGCGGUACCUUAUCGGCGGAACCCGCCGUCAAAGGUGACAGGGGAGAGUUUAAAAGAUCGUUCUCGAAAAACUGCGACACUUCGUAUACGGUAACCUGCUUCAAAUUGGACAUAGUGUCAUGGGUGGAUAAACUGAACGAAAACGAUGACUACGCGGUGUUACCGGGUGUUUCUAUAGUGCGCGAAAACAGCACCGAUGGAUCCAAUACGGCCGACAUCGUUGCCGACUUGGCGAGGGAUUUUCCAAAUGAUCCGGAUGCUCGUUUGGACGUGUUCCUAAUGAAAAAAGUAACGGGAUUCAUGAACAGCCACUCCAUCAAACUAAAACUCUGGAACAACAACGAAGGCAUCGGAGCUCGCAAGGGGGGCGGCGGGGGCGGUUUCGGAGGAGGCGGCGGUAAGGGUGGCGGCGGCGGAGGAAUGGGAGCUGUACUAGCGAUGGGCGCGAUGAUGAAAGGUGCUCUGAUGUCUAUGGCGCUGGCGGGUCUGGCCGCUAUAGCUGGAAAAGCGUUGAUGCUGGCUAUGAUGUCUUUGGUGUUGUCUCUUCUUGCUGGACUCAAGGGCGGCGGCGGAGGAGGAAAAACAACCUACGAGGUCGUCGCGAAACCGGUUUAUUCUCAAUCGCAUUCGCACUCGGUGUCGCACGAGGACUACGGAGGCCACUACGGCCAUUCGGGUCACGGGAGGAGCUUCGCCGAAGAGCCCCUUCCGUUGGGGUUGCUACCCGAUUACAAGCCGGGACAAUAA
This is a messenger RNA of Cylas formicarius (sweet potato weevil), 792 nucleotides long. RefSeq names its product serine, glycine and glutamine-rich protein-like. The transcript has a single exon. Lineage: Eukaryota; Metazoa; Arthropoda; Insecta; Coleoptera; Brentidae. The record is from RefSeq and is a predicted model, not a curated record. Bases 10 to 792 code for a protein of 260 amino acids.